Molecule: messenger RNA, 1005 nt
Organism: Lodderomyces orthopsilosis Co 90-125
Lineage: Eukaryota; Fungi; Ascomycota; Pichiomycetes; Serinales; Debaryomycetaceae
Product: class I SAM-dependent methyltransferase
Exons: 1
Coding region: 1-1005 (334 amino acids)
Source: RefSeq, a predicted model, not a curated record
AUGACAUCUGAUGCUACUUCGAAGUCAAACACAACAGUUGACGCUCAUCAACAAGCGAUCGUUGAGAACAAACGAGCUUUUGAUGAAGCAUUUGCUCAAGUGUAUGAGAAGCGAGACUCGCAAGUCUUGCUUAGUUAUUUGUUUGCUAAACACAUGUUGGAAUUUGAUUUAUGUGUUCCAGUUAAGAGAAAGAGUUUGGAGGAAUCGGAGCCAUUGUUGGGUGAUGCUCAUUUACCAUUGAACGGUUUCACUAAGAAAGAUAUAUUGCCCGAUCCAAGCACUUAUUCGGAUAAGUACCCAAAAUCAAUUUUCCGUCCUGGUAUGAAAUUGUUGGAUUUUGCUUGUGGUACGGGAAUGGUUACUGAGUUAUUUGUUCCUUAUCUCACAGGAAGUGGUGAUGAACCGAGGAGUGAGAUUGCUGGAAUUGAUAUUGGAUCUACGUUCUUGAAGUACUUUAAUGAGAGAGCUGCCAAGUUUAGUAACGACAAGGUGUCGAUGAAGUCAUUUGAGUACGAUGUUCUUGAUCCAAAUUUACAAUCGGAAUUGACAAAGUUUAAUAAUUACUUUGAUGUUGUAUUCUCAACUAUAUCUUACCACCACAUCCACAAUUAUCAAGAAGUUACUAAGAAAAUUGCUGAAUUCUUGAAACCUGGCGGAUGGAUGUUUAUCAUAGAUUUCUACAAUGAAGAUGUUGAACAGGUUGAUUCAUUGUCCAAUCAGAAUAGAGACAUAGCCCACGGUGUUCAACAUAUGGGAGGAUUAAAGAUUGAUAAAUUGAAUCACACAUUAGGUGAUUUGGCGGGAUUGAUAAAUGUGUCAAGUGCUAGAGAAUUUCGGACUAGUUUAUGGCAACCACGUGAAUUCGUUUUAAACCAUUCGAAACAAUCAAUGGUUGAUAGCAUGAAUGCUGGUGAAUUGGAAGAAAAGGAAAUUGAUGGACAAGUGAAUUAUUUAAUUGAGACUAGUUUGGUUUACGCGGUUGGGCAAAAACCAGAAACAAAGUAG